AUGGAAGGCGGGGCCGGCCCCAAGUACAUCGUGGAGCACCUGGAUGAGCUAGAGGAGUGGAGCAUUCUGGAGUACAUACACAUAUGCGAGACGGUAAAGGACAAAAAUGUCAUAUUCACGAAAUUUAACAGACCCUUUGGAGAAGUAUCCAAGGAACACAACCCGACGUGCUACGAACAGCCUAUCAGUGAGUUGAAGGAAAAAUUUGAGUGGAAAAAGAUUUGUCUCCUAGAUAUGAAAGCGAAGGAGAUCUUAACGUGCAACGAUAGGGGACACUUGGAUUACUUGCUCUUUGGAGGGAUACUCGGAAAUGUUCCAUCGGAUGACAGGACCUCUAUUCUGCGAAAGUGCCAGUUCGUCAUUUCGAGAAAUCUUGGGGACAUGCAGAUGACGACAAAUACUGCGGUCCUGGUGUGUCACAUCAUUUUAGAUAAUCACGUAGAGUUUCAGGAUAUCCCUUUUGUCGACAACCCAGAGAUUGUCUUACGAAAUGAGAAAGAGUCGAUGGUUCUUCCCUUUCGUUUUGUCUCCAAGUCGUUUUUUACCGGGCUGGACCAAGACAGAUAUACUCCCGUCCUGCCGCGCAAUUUCAGAGAAUAUCUUAUUCGCCUCGGGGACCAGCGUGUGGGGGACCUGGACGAGUUCCUCUCAGGGGGGUAG
Plasmodium inui San Antonio 1 is the source of this 660-nucleotide messenger RNA. RefSeq lists its product as hypothetical. The coding region runs from base 1 to 660 and encodes 219 amino acids. Gene Ontology annotation, biological process: peptidyl-arginine methylation. NCBI's taxonomy places the organism in Eukaryota, Apicomplexa, Aconoidasida, Haemosporida, Plasmodiidae. The transcript has a single exon. The record is from RefSeq and is a predicted model, not a curated record. Gene Ontology annotation, molecular function: protein-arginine omega-N monomethyltransferase activity.